GUUAGGGAGGGUUUUCACACAGGGAUGGUGAGGGAACGGUGAUAAAUUCCCAUGGUACUGUUAGGGAGGGUUUUCACACAGGGAUGGUGAGGGAACGGUGAUAAAUUCCCAUGGUACUGUUAGGGAGGGUUUUCACACAGUGAUGGUUUGGAAGGUGCUGUCUGUCUGGGAGAGUUGCUGCAGUGCAUCCUGUAGACGGUACACACUGCUGACACUGUGUGUCGGUGGUGGAGUGAGAGGUUGUGGAUAGGGUGACUAUCGAUAAGGCUGCACUGGGUUUGGAAGGUGCUGUCUGGGUGAGUUGCUGCAGUGCAUCCUGUAGACGGUACUCACUGCUGACACUGGGUGUCGGUGGUGGAGUGAGAGGUUGUGGACAGGGUGACUAUCGAUAAGGCUGCACUGGGUUUGGAAGGUGCUGUCUGGGUGAGUUGCUGCAGUGCAUCCUGUAGACGGUACUCACUGCUGACACUGUGUGUCGGUGGUGGUGAGAGAGGUUGUGGACAGGGUGACUAUCGAUAAGGCUGCACUGGGUUUGGAAGGUGCUGUCUGGGUGAGUUGCUGCAGUGCAUCCUGUAGACGGUACUCACUGCUGACACUGGGUGUCGGUGGUGGAGCGAGUGAGUGAGUGGUUCUGAAUGGGGUAUCUGUCAAAUGGGUUGCCAUGUGCAGGAUGGUGUUUGGCUCCUUGAGUGUUGAAGCUGCCCAGGACCAGUGAAGGUUCUGAGAACACUAAGCUGAUGAGAGGGCCAGCGGGAACGGGUAGAGUGUGCAUCUCGUCAUGCACCCCAGCUCAGACCCUGGGAUGUACAGCAAAACACAGAAAACCGCACGUUUAAUCCCAAUGGUGUGCCAAGUGUAAAACGUCUCCUUAAAGCCCUCUUUCUGAUGCUUUCCUUCGCUGGACACAGUGAGAGGCCUCUCCUAUGUCCUGGCAUCAGCUGGCCAUUCUCUCACCCAGCUGUCUGCGUGUGAGACCAGUGGAAGGUGACAGGAAAGGGAAAGCAGAAGCCCUAUGUCCGGUUGAAGCAGGUUAGACAGCAGGCAGAGUGUGGUCUGGAGAAUGUACCUGACAGAAAUGUUUCUAAUUGUGUUUUUUUGCAUUUUCAGGGUAUGAAACUGAAUGCAGAAGAGUUCAAUGCAAUAUUCACAUUUUAUGACAAGGAUGGAAAUGGUUACAUUGACAGUCACGAGCUGGAUGCAUUACUGAAAGAUUUGUAUGAGAAAAAUAAGAAGGAGAUGGAUAUUAAGAAAAUGACUGCGUACAAGAAAAACAUCCUGUCUCUGUCGCACGGUGGCAAGCUGUAUCGGAGAGAGCUGGAGAUGAUAUUGUGCACAGAACCUUUGUAGAAAGGGUCUCGCUGACAAAGAAAGCACCGCCUACGUCAUUCACGGCACCAUCCACCCACAGAACAAAACUGUGGUCUGAAAAGCACAGUUUUAUCCUGCAGAUUAAAAAUGCCAGAAGGGAUAGGUGUCAUUCUUUUCUAUGUCUCUCCUUUCCCCCAGCAUCUUAAAGCAACAAAUGGUAUAAUUAUAUACGUACGUACAUACAUACAUACAUAUACAUAUAUAAUAUAUAUAUAUAUACUGUAAUAUAUACACAGAGAGAAGCACAUUGUGUUUUGGUAAAUGCUUUUGUUUGCUAAAAGUAUGCCUGGGAUUUAAAGCAGAAGAUCAGUUAAGCAAGAGGCAAUUAAUUUUUGAUUACUCUGCUGCAUUCACAUUCAAUAUCUUGUCCUGGCUCUGAAGUUUCGAUAGUCCACAGGCUGAAGGGUUAGCAGGAUCUGUGCUGGCUGGCCUGCCUCCCAUUUGUGUGAGGAAGGAUCAGGUCUCGUACAUCUCUGGCCUGGCAUCGUUCACUGCCUUUCCCAUCCAUCCCUCUCUCCAAACGAAAUCCACCUUCAAUUAUUCGGGUCCUCCAAGUAAAGUGGUUGGUGAGAUUGAAAGAUAAGAUUCAUAAAGUUUAGAGGUAAAGAGAUGUCGAGCAGAAUCUCUUCACCCAAAGGGCAAUUCAGAUUCAGCUUUUAUAUAUCACAGGUACAAUGAGAUGCAUCAGCAACCAACACACCCUAAGGAUGUGCUGCGGGCAGCCCGCAAGGGUUGCCACCCCUUCUGGCACCAACAUUCAACAUUCUGGAUAGUUGAGGCAGAAAUCGGUAACAAAGGACAUUGAAUAAACAAUUAGAAUUCUUCCUUCACCACAACAGAUCCGGUAAAGAAAAUGGGAAUGUUGGAAAAACUCUGUGGACGGGCAGCAUCUGUGGAGAGAGUGCCAGAUUCAACACUUCUGGUCGAUGAACUUCUGUUGGAACUCUCAGAGUAGUUCCCGGCAUGAAAGGUCAGGCGCUUCUCCCUCCAGAGAUGCUGUCCGGCCUGUUGAAUGUUUCCACCUUUGAGUAUGUGAGAUUACUGGAAGGAGCCCAGGCUGAAUGAGCAGGCCUUGAGCUGACGUGGUGACUGAGUCCUGGAGCACUACAGCAUGGAAACUGGUCCAUGCUGAACUUUUCUGUCUAGUCCCAUUGACCCCUCACCUCUUAAAUGUCGCAAUUGAGACUGCACCCACCACUUCCGCUGGCAGCUGGCUCCACCCUCUGGGUGAAGAAGUUUCUUUUCAUUCAACUUGGAAAGUCAUUGGCCCACUUCUCAUCUGACAGAUAUUUUAGCGCAUGGUCUUCAGUAGCUUCGCAUGGGACUAGCAGAUGUUUUGGAUGUAGAUCUAAAGGCACCUGCUAAUGUCAGGGGUCAGUGAUGUUAAUGUUACAUUAGAGUAAUGCCAAUGUAAAUAGUCUGUAGGCUGAAUAUCACAGUACGUUCCUACAUGGGUUAAGGAUGCAACAAAAAAUGUUAGACCCUCACAGAGGCCAGUGAGGAAGCUACAACUUUACAGUCUAAGAUGUAAAGUUGAUCAAGUCAAGGUUCUAGGACAGAAGUUCAAAACUCACCAUUUGCCGGGGAUGAAUUGAGACAGAGUGAAAAGCUUUGCAUCUCAUCCAAACCAGACAGAUCACUAUUAACAUCAGUAAGUACAUUGGUGUAGUACAAUGAGGAAACAAAAAUGCAGGAUGUAGUGUUGCAAACACAGAGGAAGUGUGGAGCACAUGGACAAGUUAGUUGUAAGGAACAUGUCAAGGUGGAAUGAGAGAUUACACAAGAGAUCAUUUCAAGAACCUUAUUACAGUGGGAUAGAGGCUGUCACUGUGGUAAUGGGGGGGAGGGGGGUCUUUCAUUAUGUUGACUGCUCUCCCGAGGCAGUUGGAGGUAUGGACAGUCAAUGGAAGGGGGGCUGCUUUUUGUGAUAGACUGGGCUCUGGUCAAAACUCUGCAAACUCCCGCAGUCUGGGACAGAGCAUCUGUGAUGUAAACAAUUAUUAAAGCUUGUUGAGUUAAUGAAUGAUCAUUACUGUCUAUUAAUUAUGUAAAUACAAUCUUUACAGUCUCUUUGCAUCCAAUUAGUACCUAAAUGAUAAGCAAGUUCCAGAUUCCAUUAAUCUAUCUAGCAAUUUAUUUCAAGUGUUGUCACUUGUUGCAUGGUGAUACGUCCUAAAUUUCCUUUUCACUAAAUUGAUUUCCUAUCCUGUAUUCUCAAUGCUUAAAGCUCCGACAGUAUAUUUCAAUACAAUGCUGUUCCCCAGGGGCAGGUAUUAGCAUUUGAUAGGUGUCCAUGAUUUGGAUGAAUUGGGCAUAACUUCCAAAUCUAUAAUUGGUACAAGGUUUGGAGGCAUAGUGAAUGGAAGGAGUAGUGAGAACCGUCAGCCGUCAGUUAGGCUGGAGGAACGGGCGUGGGGAUGUUUGUCAAUGUGUUUGGAAGACCGAGGAGAGGUAAUACAGACCAAAGGGCAUAUUCUAUAAAACGUAUUGGAGGAGCAAAUCUGGGACUAUCUGAAAAAAAAUCAUUGGUUAUAAAUAAGGAUGAAGAGAAUAAGAGCAAGAAAGUCAUGGUGGAACUUUGUCAAACGCUGGUUCAGCCAAAGUUGAAGUGUUGUGUUGGCUCUGGGCACUGCACUGGAGGAAAGGUGUAAAGGUUUUGGAGAGGACAAGGAAGGGAUUACUGAAGUGAUUCUAGAGGUGAGGAACAGUAGUUUUGUGGAUGGAUAGGAGGGGCUGGGGUUGUGAGGAGAUCUUAGAGAGGCAUUGAGUACAGAUAUAGAGACAACUGUGCCCAUGGUGGGGUUUGGGGGUAACGAGUGUGAGACUGGUGAUAGUGAGAGGUCGGUUGUGGAGUUCACAGCUGGGGGAGGAGAAGGUUCAGUUACAGCAUACAGGUGAAAGGGAAGACUGCAAGACCAGGAACAAGGACAGGAAUGGGACUAACAUUCAGCCAGUACUGACUCUGGGUCAAAUAGCCGUCCACGAUAUUGUGUGUUUCUGUGGUUUA
Molecule: messenger RNA, 4375 nt
Organism: Hypanus sabinus (Atlantic stingray)
Lineage: Eukaryota; Metazoa; Chordata; Chondrichthyes; Myliobatiformes; Dasyatidae
Product: calretinin-like
Exons: 3
Coding region: 1111-1347 (78 amino acids)
Biological process (GO): regulation of presynaptic cytosolic calcium ion concentration; regulation of long-term synaptic potentiation
Cellular component (GO): synapse; cytosol; terminal bouton
Molecular function (GO): calcium ion binding
Source: RefSeq, a predicted model, not a curated record